Paramecium pentaurelia is the source of this 925-nucleotide messenger RNA. NCBI's taxonomy places the organism in Eukaryota, Ciliophora, Oligohymenophorea, Peniculida, Parameciidae. The record is from the annotation of a GenBank genome assembly.
UAUGUCAUAAAUUAUUUAGGAGAUAAUAUAGAAACAAAAGAUAAAAGAACAUAUACUUACAGAAGUUGUUGGACACACUUUAGAAAUUACAUUCAAUCGUCCAGAAUUCCACAAUGCUUUUACAGUGGGUAUGUAUGUGAUGUUUUAGGAAUAUGUAUUAUAAGCUGAUAAAGAUCAAAAUGUAUUUUGAUUAUUUAGUUUAGAUAUAUUUAAUAUUAGUGAAAAGUAAUGGAAAAUCAUUUAGUUCGGGUAAUGAUUUAAGAAAUUUUGAUGCAUGGCCAGGAUUGAAUGAUGAAGUAUAAUUAAUAAGUAUUUUAGGAUAGAAAAUAAGCAUCACUUGGUUUAACAAAUAUGUUAAGGGACUUUACAAGUUCUUUUUUAAACUUAACUAAACCAAUUAUUGCUUGUUGUUAAGGAGGAGUUAUUGGAUUCAUAUUUCCAUUAUUAUCUUUAUUUGAUUAAGUAUAUGUUACAGAGGAUGCUUAUUUCUUUGCACCUAUGUUAUUGUUUGGAUAAGUAUUAUAAUUUUCAUUUUCAGGGUGUUGAAAUGUUUUCUAGUUAUACUUUUCCAAGAUUAUUUGGAUAAGGAAAAACUUUUAGUUUAUUAUUCAGAGGAUAAAAGCUAUCAGCUAAAGAAGCAUUACAUUUUGGAUAUGCUUAAGAAAUAUUUAAGACAUAGGAUGAAAUGAUUAAGAAGGCUAGAUAGAUUUGUUAAUAAUUAGAAUAACAAGAUCAAUCUGCUAUUAUUCAUGGUAAAAAAUUAAUCAAAAGAGCAAUAUAUGAUGUAUAUUAUAUGAUUUAUAUAUUCUAGUAAUUGAAAACAUCAAAUGAAUAAGAAUUAUUAAAUUUACAUAGAAUAUGGUCAGGAGACAAAUUGGUUGAAAAUGUAUAUAAUUAUAUGCAGAGAUUAAAAGCCAAAUUAUGA